UUUGCUGGCCGCGGCGGAAGCGGCGCUUCCUCUCCGGGUCUUGACGCGGCGGAGUGAGUGUGGUGGAGGGAGGCAGAGUUGAAGAACGGAGAGGAUCGGGAGGACAGCCGGCGCGACCCACAGGGAUGUACAGUAAACACAGGCAGAAAAAUGCCCGACUAUCACCGGCUACAUGUGGACGUUUGCUGGUCUUUCUCUGUCUUCUGCUGCUGAGCGGCACUCCGGACAGCGCGAGCGGAGAACCCGCAGAAGCAGGGUUACCCAAAGGAAGAACAGUGACUGCACAGUGGAUCCCCGAAGACCAAGCCGAGAGAUCGGUGAAGACCAUAACGCAGGCGGAUUAUCCAGCCUCAGGAGAAAUUCUGCUCUCAUCCAGCGACUUCCAAAUGGUGCUGCAAGUGCAACACAAUCAUGAACUUCUGGCUCCAGACUUUACAGAGACGUUCUACUCAGAAGAUGGGAAACCGGUGACUUUAGAAAAUCAGAAUUACACUAAUCACUGUUUCUACCACGGCCAAGUGAGGGGACAUCCUGACUCUUGGGUCGGGAUCAGCACAUGUUCAGGAUUCAGGGGGCUGAUAUCCUUGAAUUCUAGUGACACAUACUACCUGGAGCCAGCUGGUGAUGAGGAGAUUGUCCAGCAUUCACUGCGGAGUACAAAACACCUGGCAGUAACAGGUGGAAACUGUGCCCACCACCAUCACGUCUCAGCCUUCAACCACAGCUUAGACUUGUUCAGAUCGCACAGGUCAAGGGUCAAGAGAAAUACCUGGGGUACAACAAAGUACACAGAGCUGUACAUUGUGGCAGACAAUACACUGUUUAAACGGCAGAAUAGGGACUAUGAAAAGACCAAGACCAGGAUAAUGGAAAUAGCUAAUUAUGUGGAUAAGUUCUACCGGGCUUUAAAUAUCCGGGUGCCUCUAAUUGGCCUGGAGGUUUGGACCGACAGAGAUCAGUGUAUCAUCAGCGAAGAGCCGAACGCCACACUUUGGUCUUUCCUGCAGUGGAGACAGAAGCUGAAGUCUCGUAAAAAACACGACAACGCUCAGCUGCUCACGGGUGUGAUUUUCAAGGGAACCACUAUUGGAAUGGCUCCGCUGGAGGGGAUGUGCAGUCUGGAAAACUCUGGAGGCAUCACCGUGGACCACUCUGAGCUGACCAUUGGAGCAGCCGCCACCAUGGCGCAUGAGAUGGGACACAAUUUCGGCAUGAGCCACGACCACGAUGGCUGCUGUGUGGAGGCCACUGCUGAUCAGGGGGGGUGUGUGAUGGCUGCUGCCACCGGGCAUCCAUUCCCACGGGUCUUCAGCCGCUGCAGCAAGCGGGAUCUGGACAGCUACUUCCAGAAGGGGGGGGGCAUGUGUCUGUACAACAUGCCCAACAUGAAGGACCUGGUGGGGGGCAAGAAGUGUGGCAACGGCUUUGUGGAGGAUGGAGAAGAGUGUGACUGUGGGGAACCUGAGGAAUGCACCAACAACUGCUGCAAUGCCAACAACUGCACCCUGAGGGAGGGGGCCCAGUGUGCCCACGGAGUGUGCUGCCACAACUGCAAAUUGAAGGAGGCGGGCACUAUGUGCCGGGGCCCAGCCGGGACAUGUGACCUGCCAGAGUACUGCACUGGAGCCUCCCCGUACUGUCCUGCCAACGUCUACCUGCUGGACGGCUCUGCCUGCCAGUACGGACAUGCGUACUGCUACAACGGCAUGUGCCUGACUCACGAACAGCAGUGUCUGCAGCUCUGGGGCUAUGGAGCUCGACCGGCACAUGACGCCUGCUUUGAGGACGUCAAUGCAGCGGGUAACGCGUUUGGGAACUGUGGGAAAGAUGAGCACGGCAACUAUGUCAAGUGUGAGAAGAGUGAUGCUAAGUGCGGUAAAAUCCAGUGCCACAGUGCUGCCAAGAAGCCCAAAGGCACCAAUGCUGUUUCCAUCGACACUACCAUCAAGACUGGAGGCAGAGAGGUGAAGUGUCGCGGCACUUAUGUUUACAGCACUCAGGACGGCCAGGGUGACCUGCCUGACCCCGGCCUCGUCGUGACCGGGACCAAAUGUGGCGAGGGCAAGGUGUGCAGGGACCGCAGAUGCCAAAAUGCCUCUUUUACUGAGCUGCAGGCGUGUAUCGCACGUUGUCAUGGCAAUGGGGUGUGUAACAGCAACGGAAACUGUCACUGUAACAGAGGCUGGGCUCCGCCCUUCUGUGAGAAGGCUGGACUGGGCGGCAGCGUGGACAGUGGACCUGUGCAGUAUGACAGUCAAGUGGGUCUGGUGGCCGGGCUGCUGUUUGCCUUCCUGGUUGUCCUGCCUGCCGUCCUUCUGGUCUUCUACUGCUACAGAAUCAAAACGUCUUAUUUCCACAAGUGGCUUAUACAGAGAGAGAAGAACAAGAACAACAAGACACACGCCUCUACAGACAAAGGGAAAAAUGGCCAUUUGAACCCUGCGUUCCACCUGAAGGUAGUCGGACCAAUGAACAAACCUGGUGACCAUAAAGGGCUGCCAAACUCCAGCAAAGAGGUCCUGCCCCUGAGGCCGGGCCCUGCCUCCAACGGCACCCAGCCGGUCAACAUCGUCCGGCCCCUGAGACCUGCCUCGUCUCCACAGGGGGGCCCCCGAGACCUCAAGGUCGUGCGGCCGCCUCUCCCGACUGGCCGGCUUCCAGUUGCCCCAACCAAGUCCCCCCCUACCCCACAGAGAUUAACCCCCCCCAAGAAACCCCUGCCCCUUAACCCAGCCCGAUCUCCACUGCUGGUGUCAGAGCCCAAGUCCAGACCCUCCCCCUUCCCCCCCCAGAAGCCUCUUCCCGUCAGUCCAGCCAGAGUAGCCUCCACCACGGUGAGCCCGACCCGGGCCGCUGGGUCCAAACCCCUGCUGGUCAUGAUGCCCCCAGCAGCUGGACCCAAGCCGGUCGGCAAAGUGUCAGCCAUCCCUCCACUCAGAGUUCUCAGACCAAUCCCAGGUACCAAACCAAACACAGCCUCACCUGCACCUGGAAAAUGACUUCCUCGGCGUCCUCUGAGGCGUGGGAGUUUGACAGUCUGUUUGCACCAAAGAGACUUUUGCUGGUGAAAGGCAGAGCUGUCACACAAAGCAGACACAUGGAGGAACUAACAGGGCUAACACCAGCUCAGACUUCACCUCUCCCUCCUUCUCUUAUGUCCGCUCCCAUGACGACGCAGUGUUGCACAGACUGAGGCGUGCUCUCACUGGGGUACUGUUACUUUUGCCAAAAUAUUUUUUUAAGAUUUUUUGGUUUGUGCGCUUUGUUUUUUACUUUUCUGUUAAUGCAGUCCAUGUAUGAAACAUGCCUUUUUGAAUAGUUUCUUUACAGUUUGUGUCUGGUUGUGUUGAUGACUUGUGUUAUGUGCCAAAGAGCUAUCUUCAUUCCUGGGGUGUGCCAGAGCCGCUUCUUACACAAUGCCGUCCACAAGUCCCUCUCUCUGUUUUUAGGUUUUUCUAAUUUAUUGAUUUACAUCGUGGAUUUGGAAGGUUGUAAGUGUAAGGUGCACACAGCUGAGAGCCAAUCACACAGCAGCUGGUAAACAUGUUUACAUGGAGGGCUUGAUGGAGGCUUGAUGCUGCAGGACACACCCCACUCUUCUUCAGUAUGACCUUAAUCCCACCCCCUUCUUUUGCUGUGUUGUAACUUUAAUUUGAAUUUAAUAAAAUAUUUUUACAGAA
This is a messenger RNA of Oryzias melastigma (Indian medaka), 3680 nucleotides long. RefSeq names its product ADAM metallopeptidase domain 19a (gene adam19a). NCBI's taxonomy places the organism in Eukaryota, Metazoa, Chordata, Actinopteri, Beloniformes, Adrianichthyidae. Gene Ontology annotation, biological process: proteolysis. Gene Ontology annotation, molecular function: metalloendopeptidase activity. Bases 126 to 2999 code for a protein of 957 amino acids. The transcript is spliced from 23 exons. The record is from RefSeq and is a predicted model, not a curated record.